Messenger RNA from Ceraceosorus bombacis, 1629 nucleotides. The record is from the annotation of a GenBank genome assembly. NCBI's taxonomy places the organism in Eukaryota, Fungi, Basidiomycota, Exobasidiomycetes, Ceraceosorales, Ceraceosoraceae.
AUGGCGCUCGAGACAUCUUCAGGCUCUGCCAAUCAAGGCGCAUCCUCAUCCUCAACCACGGCUCUCAAGACAUUUGAUAUUCUCAACGAUGUGAUCACAUUGGAUGCGACAGACUCGGUCUUUGCGUACGAUGCGGACGAGCAGAGAAGGAUUUUGAACGAGAGCCCUUGGAAGAAGGAGUGAGUCAAAUUCUUGCACAGCCGUGGCCAGCAUUGAGACUGCCCAAACAAGGCCACGAGAGUCCACCCUGUCUUGCCCUGCCUCGAGCUCGAAUCUCGCUCAUCAUGCCCCACACGUCUUGUGCGGUCAAUCUCUUUUGCAGCCCACACUUCUUCCAGAGGGUGCGCAUCUCUGCUGUAGCGCUGAUCAAGAUGGUGAUGCAUGCGCGCUCGGGUGGCAUAUUCGAAGUGAUGGGACUGAUGCGUGGAAAGGUAGAUCCCGUCACUAGAACGCUGGUGAUCAUGGAUGCAUUUGCCCUACCCGUGCAAGGAACAGAAACCAGAGUCAAUGCUCAGAAUGAAGCGUACGAAUACAUGGUCGAGUUCCUAGAGAGCAGCAAGGCGGUGAGUGAAAAUGAGGAUGUUGAAUCAGCUCUGAGUGCUUCGAAUGCGUAGGUGCUGAGCCUCGAGAUCUCCGUCGCAGGUCGGACAAAUGGAAAACAUCAUUGGGUGGUAUCACUCCCACCCUGGGUAUGGUUGUUGGCUUUCUGGCAUCGACGUCGCCACCCAGAUGACCAAUCAGCAAUUUCAAGAUCCAUUCGUGGCGGUAGUUGUGAGUGUUCACUAGCAUCCGCAGCCAGAUGCGAUGCUGAUCGAACCGCAUGAUGUGAUUGCAGAUCGAUCCGAACCGUACCAUCUCCGCCGGCAAAGUGGACAUUGGAGCAUUCCGAACGUACCCGGAAGGGUACAAACCACCCUCAGCAGGUCCGUCCGAAUAUCAAUCCAUUCCACUGUCCAAGAUCGAAGAUUUUGGAGUUCAUGCAAACAGCUAUUAUCCCUUGACAAUCGAGCACUUCAAAAGCAGUCUAGACACCUCCCUGCUGGACCUGUUGUGGAACAAAUACUGGGCGUCCACGCUAAGUCAAAGUCCAUUGGUGGUCAAUCGGUCGUACGCUACGGGUCAAAUCAAGGAUUUGUCGGAUAAGUUGAGCAAAGCUUAUCCCAGCGUCAGACAGAGAAGCUCGGCUAUAGCUCCUUUGAGCAAGGAAGAUCUAGAAGCGGACGAUGAGCAAGGUCCGCAUGCUCUUUCUUCUGCGUCCAACGAAGGAUCUAAUGCGGUAACGCAAGGGGCGAACGCAAAGCAAAGGGACGUCAAGUUGACACCUCAAAGACUUGCCAAGUGGCAGGAAGAGAUCGGCAAACGUGAGGAGGAGACACCGCUGGCCAGGGCUGCUAGAGACGCGUGAGUAGAGAAGAGGUUGUUGAUGUACGGAGCGUCCGCCAUGUUCACCACCCUCACACGGCUCGACCAUGACGGCCUCGGUUCCUGUCGCACAGGACCAGAAUUUCGGAUGAAGCCUCCCACGGAAUCUUGGCGCAGAACCUCAAACAUACGCUUUUCAAUCUGGCUGGAGAUCGAGGCCGAGCAGCGUCGAGGAAAGGGCAAGAAGAGAUAAAUGUUGCGUCUUAG